This is a messenger RNA of Kluyveromyces lactis, 876 nucleotides long. RefSeq names its product 5-formyltetrahydrofolate cyclo-ligase (gene FAU1). Gene Ontology annotation, biological process: tetrahydrofolate interconversion; folic acid-containing compound biosynthetic process. The record is from RefSeq and is a predicted model, not a curated record. Gene Ontology annotation, molecular function: 5-formyltetrahydrofolate cyclo-ligase activity. Gene Ontology annotation, cellular component: mitochondrion. The transcript has a single exon. Bases 1 to 876 code for a protein of 291 amino acids. NCBI's taxonomy places the organism in Eukaryota, Fungi, Ascomycota, Saccharomycetes, Saccharomycetales, Saccharomycetaceae.
AUGCGUAUUAUCGAAAAAUGGUCUCGAGAGACAGGAACCAGGCAUCCCACCUGUUGCCGAGGGCAGAUUGCCGGUUGCAUUUCCUACAAGCCGGUAUUCUGUUGCUUAGUGUUUCCAGUGAUUGACUCACAAGUUUCAAUUCCACUUGUACUUGGUUCAGACUUUGCUUCGGUAAUCUUCGCUCAGGUUCGCUGCACAUGCAUGACUCACCAAGAUAGUGCGAUGAUCUCUCAGAAACAGGUAUUGAGAACGCAGGUGAAAGCCAUGUUGAGAGGCCUUUCGCAGGCUGAAUUGGCACGCCAAUCUGAAAUUGUGUCCCGUCAUGCAUUGUCACUUGUCAACGCCAAGGGUUUCACUCACAUUGCAUGUUUCUUGAACAUGGACCAUAGCGAGAUGAAGACCGAACCAUUGGUAGAGUCUCUGUUCAAACAGGGGAAAACCGUUUACUUGCCCCGGUGUUCGUCCACUAGUGUAUCGAAACAGGUUGACUUGAGACAGGAUGGUGCAUUGAAACGGCCACAUCUUGUGUUUUACCGUUUCGAUUCGUUGGCUCAGGUACAGGCGUUGCAACCUCAGGGCAAGUACAAGCUAAGAGAACCUGUACGAACUGACCCUGAACCAUUGCCCACGCCAGCAUUAGAAGUUAUCCUGAUGCCCGGCGUUGCGUUCUGUAAGAAGAACGGGGCUAGAAUGGGCCAUGGUGCAGGUUAUUACGAUGAUUAUAUCUCAAGACACAUCCAUUACACUGGGAAAAAGCCGUUGCUAGUCGGAUUAGCCCUCGAGGAACAGUUGGUGGACGACGUUCCCUUGGAACAACAUGAUUACACUGUGGAUUGUUUGGUUUGUGGUGACGGUACCGUGAAAUGGUAUACAUAG